CCGCGCAGCGCAGGAGGAGCAGCAGCGGCCGGAGCGCCGAGAGGGAUCGGCGCGGCGCCGCCAGCCCGCCCGCCGCGCGCCGCCGGCGGCUCCGAGCGGGACCCCGCGCCGCCGCCCGCCGCUGCCGCACUUUCCCCCGCUCCGCGCCGGGGACGAAUCCUCUCUCCGCCGCCCGGAGCCGCCUAGGAGGGGAUGUCCCUCGGCAAGAGCUGAGCGCUGGGGAGGGGCCGCCCCCCGCCCCCAAACUUUUCGCUCGGCCCCGGAGCGGCGGGGACCCGGCCCCCAUGGAGCCCGGGCGGGCAGGAGGGGCCGGGGGCGCGGCGCCCUGCGCUUCCCGUCCCCUUCCCUGACGCGGGGCGCAGCGCUCGGGGAGGGGCUCGGCUGCCGGCUCCGCUCCGGAUUUGGUGGUCCCGGCUCCGCACGUCCCUGGGGAAGCUGCCGAUGGUGGGGAGCUGCCUGCGGACCGCCUCCAGCCCCACGAGGAGCCCUUCACCCCGGCGCUUUCGCCUCCCCCUGAGCAGCGCUGCUGCGGGGAUCCCUGCGCCGGAGCCGCCCGGAUUAUAAAGUCGGGGAAGUUCUCCCCCCGCAACCCCCCCAGCUUGUCUCGGCAGAGCCAUGGCCCGGCUCCGGAGCUGGGGGCUGCUCUGCUUCGCCGUGCUCGCCCUGCCCGGCCCUCCGGGAGCCGGCGCCCAAGAUGAUGUCUCCCCUUACUUCAAGACGGAGCCGGUGCGGAGCCAGGUGCACCUGGAGGGGAACCGGCUGGUGCUGACCUGCAUGGCCGAGGGCAGCUGGCCCCUGGAGUUCAAGUGGCUGCACAACAGCCAGGAGCUCACCAAGUUCUCCCUGGAGUACAGGUACAUGAUCACCUCGCUGGACCGCACCCACGCCGGCUUCUACCGCUGCAUCGUCCGCAACCGCAUGGGAGCGCUGCUGCAGCGCCAGACCGAGGUGCAGGUGGCCUACAUGGGGAGCUUCGAGGACGGCGAGGCGCAGCAGAGCGUGUCCCACGGCGAGGCGGCCGUCAUCCGCGCGCCCCGCAUCGCCAGCUUCCCGCGGCCCCAGGUCACCUGGUUCAGGGAUGGACGGAAGAUCUCCCCCAGCAGCCGUGUAGCCAUCACGCUGGAGAACACCCUGGUCAUCCUGUCCACGGUGGCCCCGGACGCGGGGCGUUACUACGUGCAGGCGGUCAAUGACAAGAACGGGGACAACAAGACGAGCCAGCCCAUCACCCUGACCGUGGCCAACGUGGGCGGCCCGGCUGAUCCCAUCGCACCCACCAUCAUCGUGCCGCCCAAGAACACCAGCGUGGUGGCCGGGACCUCGGAGGUGACCAUGGAGUGUGUGGCCAACGCCAGGCCGCUGAUCAAGCUGCACAUCGUCUGGAAGAAGGACGGGGUGCCCGUGUCCAGCGGGAUCAGCGACUACAGCCGCCGGCUGACCAUCCUGCACCCCACCCUGAGCGACAGCGGCUUCUACGAGUGCGAGGCUGUGCUGCGCAGCAGCAGCGUCCCCGCCGUGACUGCCGGCGCCUUCCUGGCCGUGCUGGAGCCCCCACAGUUCGUCAGGGAGCCGGAGAGGCACAUCACGGCCGAGAUGGAGAAGGUGGUGGCCAUCCCCUGCCAAGCCAAGGGUGUCCCCCCUCCCGAGAUGGCCUGGUACAAGGACGCUGCCCUCCUGCAGCUGGAGAAGCUGUCCCGCUUCCAGCUGCUGGAGGACGGCAGCCUGCAGAUCAGCGGGCUGCUGCCCGAUGACACCGGAAUGUUCCAGUGCUUCGCCCGCAACGCGGCCGGCGAGGUGCAGACCACCACGUACCUGGCCGUGACCAGCAUCGCCCCCAACAUCACGCGGGGUCCCCAGGACAGCACGGUGAUCGACGGCAUGUCCGUCAUCCUCAACUGCGAGACCUCGGGGGCGCCGCGCCCGGCCAUCACCUGGCAGAAAGGGGAGCGGGUCCUGGCCAGCGGCUCGGUGCAGCUGCCGCGCUUCACCCUGCUGGAGUCGGGCAGCCUCCUGGUGAGCCCCGCGCACCUGCCCGACGCCGGCACCUACACCUGCCUGGCCACCAACUCCCGCGGCGUGGACGAGGCCUCUGCGGACCUGGUGGUCUGGGCAAGGACACGUAUCACGGACCCGCCGCAGGACCAGAGUGUCAUCAAGGGCACCAAGGCUGUCAUGAGCUGCGGGGUCACCCAUGACCCCAGCGUGGACGUCAGGUACGUCUGGGAGAAGGACGGGGCACCGCUGGGCCCCGAGAGCGGCCCCCGGGUGCGCCUGGACGAGGUGGGCACCCUGCACAUCUCCCAGACCUGGUCGGGUGACAUCGGCACCUACACCUGCAAGGUGAUCUCGGCCGGGGGCAACGACUCGCGCAGCGCCCACCUCCGUGUCCGGCAGCUCCCCCACGCCCCCGAGAGCCCCGUGGCCGCCCUGAGCCCGCAGGAGAAACGGGCCAUCAACCUCACCUGGGCCAAGCCCUUCGACGGCAACAGCCCCCUGCUCCGCUACGUCGUGGAGGUCUCCGAGAACAACGCGCCCUGGACCGUGCUGCUGGCCAGCGUGGACCCCGAGGUGACAUCGGUGACAGUGCGGGGCUUGGUCCCCGCUCGCUCCUACCAGUUCCGCCUGUGCGCUGUGAAUGACGUGGGCAGGGGCCAGUUCAGCAAGGACACGGAGAGGGUGUCCCUGCCCGAGGAGCCGCCCUCCGCGCCCCCCCAGAACGUCAUCGCCAGCGGCCGCACCAACCAGUCCAUCAUGAUCCAGUGGCAGCCGCCCCCCGAGAGCCACCAGAACGGGGUGCUCAAGGGCUACAUCAUCCGGUACUGCCUGGCCGGGCUGCCCGUGGGGUACCAGUUCAAGAACAUCACCAACGCCGAGGUCAACAACCUCCUCCUGGAGGACCUCAUCAUCUGGACCAACUACGAGAUCGAGGUGGCCGCCUACAACAGCGCCGGCCUGGGGGUCUACAGCAUGAAGGUGACAGAGUGGACCCUGCAGGGAGUGCCCACGGUGCCUCCUGGGAAUGUGCAGGCUGAGGCCACCAACUCCACCACCAUCCGCUUCACCUGGAACCCCCCCAGCCCCCAGUUCAUCAACGGCAUCAACCAGGGCUACAAGCAGCACUUGGAAGUCGAGCCCAUCCCUUGA
Molecule: messenger RNA, 3144 nt
Organism: Motacilla alba alba
Lineage: Eukaryota; Metazoa; Chordata; Aves; Passeriformes; Motacillidae
Gene: SDK2
Product: sidekick cell adhesion molecule 2
Exons: 19
Coding region: 616-3144 (842 amino acids)
Biological process (GO): cell adhesion; axon guidance
Cellular component (GO): plasma membrane
Molecular function (GO): protein binding
Source: RefSeq, a predicted model, not a curated record